Molecule: messenger RNA, 3370 nt
Organism: Hermetia illucens (black soldier fly)
Lineage: Eukaryota; Metazoa; Arthropoda; Insecta; Diptera; Stratiomyidae
Exons: 12
Coding region: 498-3179 (893 amino acids)
Cellular component (GO): membrane
Source: RefSeq, a predicted model, not a curated record
CGGCCGACGGACAUGCCAACAAAGUGAUCUCUUUUCUGUUCUUAUCUAUCCAGCUUAAUAUAUAACUUUAAGAUGCCAGUGUGUUUUUUAGUGCCGUCUUAGUACGCGGCCGAGCGUUAUCUUCAAUAAAUCUUACAAGAAGAUUCGGAUCGUUUUAUCUGGAAGCCGUGGUUGCCUGUGCCUGCCUCGCUUUUUCGGGGAAAAAUAGCCAAAUCUGCUGUUGUCGCUAGCGGGGAUCUUAUCUGCCCAGUCCCACCGAGGAGGAUAUCGCGUCCACCCUCGUAUAUGAGUCGAGGUCCGCCGUUCAAUCGGUUCCUUCUUACUGCUCGGUGCUUCACUCUGGAAAUAGAUGGCUAAUGUGAAGUUUUUGGUGCUCUGAAACUGCGGGAAAAUCGUGCUGAGAACCCAAGAACGGAGUGUCCCUCGUCCGUUUCCGAUAUCGGUCCAGGUACAAUUUGGUGCAGUAGUACGAAGGGAGCGAACCGCUGGUGCUCAAGAUGGGGGAGGAAAUCGCCACGGAUACUUGUGAAAAAGUGGAGUUGACCAAGUUCGGCAAGUUCUGUCGAAAGUAUGGCAUCAAUUCUAAUCUAAUUAUGCUGAAGAUCACGCUGUUUGUGAUGUACGGAGCCACAUCAUCGCUUUUACCAUAUUUAACGAUACACAUGCAGUCAAUAGGUUUAACUGUGGAAGAAAUUGCUAUUAUAUACUUAGCAUUACCAUUUACAACAUUUCUCAGCCCACCAAUUACAGGAUUUUUAGUUGAUAAGUUCGGGAAAUAUAAGCCAGUAGUUGUAAUGAGUUUACUUUUAAAUGCACUCUUUCAUCAUUCCUUAUUAUUUAUUCCACAACAAGAAAUACCAGGUGUCAUGCCUGCCGCGUAUGUGAUACGACAUCCUCAAACUGGAAACGUUGAAGUCUGGUGGUCACCAUGCCCAAGUCGAGAAUGUCCUGACGAAGAAGAAAUCGAUAUUGUUGUGGAUCAAUGUUUGGAUCAUUGUCUACUACUAGAACAGAACCCUCGAAUUGAAAUUGCCCCGCCCCCAACUAACGCUCCGAUAAUUGAACCUCCUGAUGUUGGUGAGGUUGAUGAUCUGGGUUUCUUGGUGAGCAACAAGAAACACAAAGAUCAUUCGGGACAAAAUAGGACAAAGCAUCAUAAUACUCAUCCAUCAUCGACACCGCAUCCUUUACAUAAUAAAACCCUGCUGAAUCACAUACGCCUCAAAAACGACGAAUCGAGCGACGAAAGUUGGCUCAUGUCUGACAGUGAAGAGGUCACAUUUUUCCUUUUGGACAUGCAUGCCGAUUUAGCCGAUCCCAGGGAACAAUUAGGUAUGGAAAUCGAACCGGACGACAAUGAGACGGUAACUGACUUCAAGCAAAGAUUCGGAGAGAAACUCCUUUGGGACUCGGGCGUCAAUGUAACGGCUCUGGAGGAAGAGGACUUACGCUGUGGUGGUCUUGUGACCCGGUCAAAUAUGUCGGGAAAAUAUAAUCUGAGACUCAGUGAGUUGGCAGCAGAUUGUAUGGUACAAAAAUGUCGUUUCCGACGAAAUGGACCAGAGAUCUGCCCUCCUGACUAUAAGGAGAGUGACGACAUGACGUUCUGGAUAUACUUCUUGCUUCGGUUCUUGGCGACGACCAUGUUAUCUGCUGGAGUGACGAUUAUGGACCCUAUAGCCUUGACUAUGAUUGAAAAAUACGGCGGGGACUUUGGACGUGAAAGGCUGUUUUCCAGCAUUGGGAUGGCCAUAUUUUCGCCAAUCACGGGAAUACUCAUUGACUACUCGUCACGGGGCCUGGGCUACACAGAUUAUUCAGCCGCUUUCUAUACAUAUGACGUUCUUCUCAUCAUUUCCACUAUUACCGUGAUUUUGAUGCCGUUGGGAGAGAAAUUGCCGGCCGAUAACGUGUUCCGUGAUUUAUGGAAUCUAGUGAAGAUGCCUCAUGUUAUCACGUUCAUUAUGUUCCUGUUUGCAUUGGGUAACUUCUGGGGCUUCAUAGAAAGUUUCUUGUUCUUGUACUUGAAAGAACUUGGUGCUCCAAACUAUCUACUUGGUAUCACUAUCACGGUAGGAACCGUAAGCAGCAUACCCUUCCUUUAUGGCGCAGAGAAGAUCACAAGAAUAUUUGGUCACGUGAAUCUGAUUAUCAUAGCCUUCUUUUCUCAUGCAGGACGACUUGUUGGAUAUUCCUUCAUAGAAAACGCUUGGUGGUGCUUCCCAUUUGAGGCUAUGGAAGCUCUUUCUUGUCACUUAAUGUGGGUUGCUGCUGCCACAUAUUGCUCCAUACUAGCACCGAAAAAUCUACUAGCAACACUCAUUGGUGUUUUGGGAAUGGCUCAUUUCAGUUUAGGUCGUGGUAGCGGAUCAUUCUUCGGUGGUUUCCUGAUCGCGCACUUUGGAACAAGAGAAGCGUUCCGAUACAUGGGACUGAUUGCUGUCGUUGGUGGUAUUUCGUAUGGUACCCUGCAUUUGGCAUGGUUGAGAAAGUUCGAUCACCAGGCGGAGGAUAAGGAGGACCAGGAAGCAAUGGAAAAUGGAGAAACGGAAAAGUUGACUGAGCCGGCUACUAAGGACCAAGGAACGACAAUGUCACUGGAGCGACUCAGUCUUAUGAUAAAGUACAAUCAAAUUGGCAGUUUAACAUCGCUUCCAAGAGGAUCAAGGGCCGAUAUUCAUGAUCACUUAACACAUCGACGAAGUAGUUACAACGUUGAAUCCUUACGAUCACCAAAAGUCGGUAGUGGAAGUGCAUCCAAAGUGGAUCUGCUCAAAUCAGCUCUCGAAAUCCAUCACAAGACAUCCAACAAUUCAGUAUUGAGUAACAAAACAGAUAAAACUUCGAACCAAUCACUGAGCCGUAACCGUGCAGACAGCGUGCCUAAAUUGAGCCACACCAAUAUGAAGAAUAUAUCACAACCAGCCUUGGAAGCUGUGGUCGUGGAGGGUGUUGAAACCACAUUUUUCCCAACCACUAAAAUACGAAAAUAUCCAAGUGGUUUGUUGACUACAAUUCCAGUAACGGAAUUUCCAACAUUUCCAGCCUCAAAUAUUUUGGACGAAGAGCGUCGUGAAUCCAUACCAGAAGAAGCGGAACCCACAAAUUCGACCCAGACUGCGGCUAAGACGACUGAUCAGAAGAAGAGUGACAAGAGCGACAGCAAGGAAACCCGAUAAUCUACGUGGGGAGCACUAUCUCCGACGAUGUCUAAUUGUAAUGUCAAUGUGAGGAAACAUAGUUGAAUAUUAUAUACGAGUAAUUAUAUUAAUGAGGACAAAAGGAAUUGUUUCAUGGAAACGUGGUAUCAAAUUCAAGAAGAAAUUGUUAUUGUUAAUUUAUUGAAUUAAAUUACGCAUUAAUAUUUAAA